CUGGCAAUAACAGUGUUGCCAGUUUGGGCGGGAAAUAUGUCCCAAACUGGCAACACUGUCCUCCGGCCCCUGCGCUCCAGAAUAUUCUGCUCUCGGCAGUCGCCUGUUAUAAGAAGCAGCCAUCUUCCUGAUAAGGGUCGCUUUGCUGAAAGGAAUAUCCUACCCUGAGACAGUAAAGUUGCCAUCAUGGUUCAUGAGACCGGUUUCUACGACCUCUUGGGUGUGAAGGCUCAAGCUUCGCCAGAUGAGAUCAAAAAGGCGUACAGAAAACUAGCAUUAAAAUAUCAUCCGGACAAGAACCCCAGUGAAGGAGAGAGGUUCAAGCUGAUAUCCCAAGCGUACGAGGUGCUAUCGGAUGCAAAGAAGAGGGAUCUGUACGACCAAGGUGGGGAGCAAGCCAUCAAGGAGGGGGGCAUGUCUGGCGGCGGCUCCCCCACGGAUAUCUUCAACAUGUUCUUCGGUGGCGGAGGAAGGACUCAGAGGGAGAGAAGAGGGAAGAACGUGGUCCAUCAGCUCAGCGUGACUCUAGACGAGAUGUACAACGGAGGCACCAGGAAGCUAGGGCUCCAGAAGAAUGUCAUCUGUGAAAAAUGUGAAGGUUAUGGUGGUAAGAAGGGAGCCCUGGAGAAGUGUCUCAGCUGUAAAGGAAGAGGCGUGACGAUCAAAGUGCAGCAGAUCGGACCGGGAAUGAUUCAGCAGAUCCAAAGCAUGUGUGCCGACUGCCAGGGCCAGGGCGAGAAGUUCAGCUCCAAGGACCGCUGCAAGACCUGCAACGGCCACAAGGUGGAGCGCACUAAGAAGGUCCUCGAGGUCCACAUUGACAAAGGAAUGAAAGAUGGACAGAGAAUCACAUUCCACGGGGAGGGCGACCAGGAGCCGGGACUAGAGCCUGGUGAUGUUAUCAUCGUGUUGGACCAGAAGGAGCAUCCUGUGUUCACGCGGCAAGAGGAUAACCUGAUCAUGCAGAUGGAGAUCAAGCUGGUCGAAGCUCUCUGUGGAUUCAAGAAGGCCAUCCUGACGCUGGACAGCAGAACCCUCAUCAUCAGCACACAGCCAGGUGAAGUGGUGAAGCACAAUGACCUCAAAUGUGUUCAGAACGAAGGCAUGCCAAUCUACCGGGAACCUUUCGAUAAGGGACAGCUCUUCGUUCAGUUUCAGGUGGAGUUCCCAGAGAAACACUGGCUCCCAGAGCACCUGAUGUUCCAGUUAGAGAGGCUGCUGCCGGCCAGAGACGAGGUGGUGGUUUCUGAUGACAUGGAGGAGGUGACCCUCAGCGAGGCGGACAGCCAAUCACAGCAGAGGGGCAGCAGUCGCGAGGCCUACGAGGAAGACGACGAGGGUCAAAGGCAAGGGGUGCAGUGCCAGACCCAGUGAUUACCUUUUUAUUUAGGAUGCAACGUGAACGUCACAGGCCUUAAGUCCUCCACACCACAAGAGUUAAAACAGUGCAAAGUCAUCAUGGUCUGACUUCUGACAUGACAGGUCAUUGCUUUAGGCAACUUUAUUCGUCCCCUUCCUGUUUCGGCUCCCCAUGGUUAUCCAUAUGCUAGUAAAACAGCUUAUCACACGGUAGCUAUUACAAGUUUAUUUGGGUUUUUCCGUCUCGUAUCUUCCUGAUGUGAAUGUUUUGUGUAUUUGUUUUCUAUGCAUGUUCCUAAUAGAGAAAUGUCACAUCUGACUGGAAUGGAGUUCUAGUAUGCUUUCUGUGAAGGUAAAGGUCCUGAUAUUGCAUUCAGCGUUUCAUUGCUUUUUUUUUUUCUUUCAAUAAAACCCAAAUCCACCUUUUCAA
Molecule: messenger RNA, 1789 nt
Organism: Gadus morhua (Atlantic cod)
Lineage: Eukaryota; Metazoa; Chordata; Actinopteri; Gadiformes; Gadidae
Gene: dnaja
Product: DnaJ heat shock protein family (Hsp40) member A
Exons: 8
Coding region: 187-1374 (395 amino acids)
Biological process (GO): protein folding; response to heat
Molecular function (GO): Hsp70 protein binding; ATP binding
Source: RefSeq, a predicted model, not a curated record